AUGGGGACAAUUUGGUUUCCAGUUUUGUAUCUUCUGUUAGCAACAUCUCCACUUGCUGAACUUCAAGAAACUCAUCUGUUGCAGCACAAGCAGGCUAGCAUCCGCCUUGACAUAUAUCAUGAUCAUGGACCUGCUACUUCUCACAACCUCACAUCCAAACAUAAAACUCCUAUAUUCUUCUCUGAUGUACUCUUACGCAAUGAAGAACGUGUCAAGGCUCUCCAUUCCAGACUAGUAAACAAGUCCUCCUCCUCUUCCUUAGUAGCCUCAAAGAAAGCAGGAGUACCAACAAAAUUAAAAUCCAUUAGCAUCCCAUUGAAUCCAGCUUUAUCCAUUGGCUCAGGCAAUUACUAUGUGAAAAUAGGCCUUGGCACCCCCACCAAAUAUUAUACCAUGGUUUUGGACACUGGAAGCUCCUUCUGUUGGCUCCAGUGCCGACCUUGUAUUUCCUGUCACACACAAGUAGACCCUCUUUUUGAUCCCUCCAAAUCCAAGACAUACAAAACCUUGUCAUGUCACACUUCCCAAUGCUCUUCAGUUAAGGAUGCCACAUUUAACAAUCCCUCAUGUGAUGCUAAAUCUUCUAAUGCUUGUGAGUACACAGCAAGCUAUGGCGAUACUUCUCAAUCACAAGGCUAUUUAAGCCAAGAUUUAUUGACCUUAGCCCCAUUUCAGACGCUGCCUGGUUUUGUAUACGGUUGUGGAAAGAACAACCUAGGUAUGUUUGGCACAAGUGAUGGUAUUAUAGGCCUUGCUCGGCACCAGCUCUCCUUGUUGUCCCAGCUGUCCCCCAAAUACGGCUCUGCCUUCUCCUACUGUCUCCCUACAGUUUCUCCAGGAAGAGGAGGUUUCUUGUCCAUUGGAAAAUUGUCUUUGGCCGUGCCUAAUAUUAGUACAGCCUACAAGUUCACCCCCAUGCUUUCGGAUUCUGCAGCCCCCAACUUAUACUUCCUAAGGUUAACUGCUAUAACUGUGGCAGGUAGGCGGCUGGAAGUGAGUCCUGCCAGCUACAGAGUCCCUACAGUCAUGGAUACUGGAACUAUUAUAACACGCUUGCCUGAGUCUGUGUAUACAGCACUGAGAAAAGCCUUUGUGAAUGUCAUGUCCAAAAGAUAUGCACAAGCCCCAGCUUAUUCCAUACUUGAUACUUGUUUCAAGGGGAGUCUGCACAACAUGCCUGUGGUGCCUGAAAUUCAAAUGAUAUUUCGAGGGGCAGCUAAUCUCACGCUUAAAACUCCCAAUGUACUCAUAGAUGGUGUUAAGGGCAUUACAUGCCUGGCCUUUGCAAGCAGUGGGAGCACAACUAACCAAAUUGCCAUUAUUGGAAAUCAUCAACAGCAGACUUUUAGUGUAGCCUAUGAUGUGUCCAAUUCCAGAAUUGGUUUUUCUGCUGGUGGCUGCCGUUGA
Messenger RNA from Quercus lobata, 1407 nucleotides. RefSeq names its product aspartyl protease family protein At5g10770-like. Gene Ontology annotation, biological process: proteolysis. The coding region runs from base 1 to 1407 and encodes 468 amino acids. The record is from RefSeq and is a predicted model, not a curated record. The transcript has 2 exons. Gene Ontology annotation, molecular function: aspartic-type endopeptidase activity. NCBI's taxonomy places the organism in Eukaryota, Viridiplantae, Streptophyta, Magnoliopsida, Fagales, Fagaceae.